AUACAUUCAACACGACUGCGAAAAUUAGGUUUCGGUAUUUGACGGUCGUCGAGACGAUAUAACGCGAUUAUUGAAGUACCAUACAAUAUAAUUCCGCGUAUGUGAGUGUUAGGUCGGUCGCGUUCGUUGUUUGGGUCGAAAAGCGAAUUAAUUAGAAUGGUUAAUUUUUAGCUUGUUUAUCGCUUAUUGCCUUCUGUUUUGUACAUGGUAAAUCGACUAUACAUAUACGACUACAUACGUAUAUAACAUACCAGUACAGUAGGUAUUUAUAUGUAGCCAAUUCAAACGUGCAAGGAGAAUUUUUCAAACAGCUGAAUUCUCAAAAAUAAGUUUCCCUUUUUAAAAAUCCAGAAAUCUAUUAUUUCAAAAAAAACACUUCCGAAGAUGAUAAAGUUAACAAUCUUGUUUCUAUGUGCAUUAAUUUGCGUACACGUAUUUUUACUCUGUGAUGCCCUGCCUCCUAAACCAAAACCACGCGAUUUCCAGAGAUGGCAUAAUUUCAAGGCUCGGCACAGUAAACUGUACAAAACUGUGGUGGAUGAAAUACGAAGAUUUAAUAUAUUUUUAGAAAAUCAGAUCAAAAUUGCCGAACAUAACAAACGUUAUAAAAAAGGCAAAGAAUCCUACGAACUGGGAACCACUGUGUUUUCAGAUUUGACUGAGGAAGAGUUUUCUAGGAUAUACUUAACGCAUCCCACUAAUCAUACUAGAAGUACCCGUAAAGGAUUUGGCUCCACCCCACAUGUUUUUCCUGAAAGUAUCCCAGAUUCUAAAAAUUGGACUGCAGAAGGAAAAGUAACUCCCGUAAAGGACCAAGGUCCAUGCGGAAGUUGUUGGGCGUUCUCUACGGCGGGAGCAAUAGAAGCACACGUUGCCAUAGCAAGUAAAAAGGUGAAGAUUCUUAGCGAACAAAAUUUAAUAGAUUGCGUGGGUGAACGCGACUGGGUAGAUAACUCUUGUGAAGGCGGUUUGAUGGAAUACGGGUACCAAUACGUGAUGGAAAAUAAAGGAAUUGCAACGAAAUCAUCGUAUCCGUAUCAAGCCGAGCAAGGCGAAUGUCAAUAUAAACCAGACUUCAAAGGAGCCACCAUCAAAGGCUACGAAUCAGUCGAGCCUGAUGAAGAAAUAAUGAAAAAAGUUGUCGGUACAAUUGGUCCAGUCAGCGUUGCCAUUUAUAACGCUAACCUCUUACAACAUUACACAUCAGGCACUUUUUCGAAUCCAAAAUGCGGAUCUACCAUGAGAGCCGGCCAUGCUCUCUUGAUAGUUGGCUACGGUACUGAUGAAACAGGAGACUACUGGUUGUUGAAAAAUUCUUGGUCAGCGUCCUGGGGUAUGAACGGAUAUUUUAAACUGGCUCGUAACAAGGACAUGUGUAAAAUUUCAGGAUACGUUCAUUUCCCAACAGGAGCGAAAGUGGCAUGAUAGAAAUUAUUUCUAUUUGACAAUUUUUCAAACAUGAAUCAUUAGUACUUAUGCGAUAAUAAAUUACUAAUCAAUUUAAUAA
Molecule: messenger RNA, 1507 nt
Organism: Planococcus citri (citrus mealybug)
Lineage: Eukaryota; Metazoa; Arthropoda; Insecta; Hemiptera; Pseudococcidae
Product: procathepsin L-like
Exons: 7
Coding region: 385-1425 (346 amino acids)
Cellular component (GO): lysosome
Molecular function (GO): cysteine-type endopeptidase activity
Source: RefSeq, a predicted model, not a curated record